UGUUAGUCAUAGGCACUUACCUGAUGCAAAAGAUAACUGGUCAAAUGUUUAUAAUAUGAUAAUUUGUAUUUUUCUAAAUACAUUUUUGCUCUAGAGAGAAAAAGGUGGAUUGUAAGCCAUCCUCCUGAGACAUUUCAAAGAAUAAAUGCUGACUUUAUCUGUGUGGUUACUGAUGAAUGCAGCACAAUAAAAGCAAAAUGAUUGAGAUUUGGUGUAGCUGGUCUGUGUAGAUGUUACAAACAGGUGUGUUGGAAGGUGUGGCCUGCACAGGAAGAUUUAGAGUUCAGUGGUGAAUGUAGAGCUCAUUUGGAGAAGAGUUUUGCCUGUUUGGAUUUGGCUUUAAAAUCUUUAAAAUGUGCAGGCUGAACAUGUUGCAGCUCCUGCAUGUUGCCGUGUUGUGGUUCUACCUUCUCAUCCCCUCGCUACUGUGUGACAACCUGCUUUGCUACUACAGCCCCAUCCUGGAGAGGGAGAAGAAGUUCGAGCUUAUUGUGACAGAGUGCCCACCCGAUGAGUUGUGCUUUAAGGCAGAUGGCCGCUACGGCAAUCACAGUGCCCUGUCCGCCAGGGGCUGCAUGGCCAAGAAAGACUGCAGCCAGGUACACAACAUCCGCAUCAAAGGAACUGUUUACGUCAUGAGCUAUGCCUGCUGUGACAGGCCCUACUGUAACUCCUGCCCGGUCGUCACAGCCAGACUCCUCUCCAUCACUGUAACACUUGUCACUGUAGCUGUGAUGGCCGGCAGCUUGUGACCAGAGACUGCUGAUGUGCUAUGUUAUGAACAUUUUAAUUUUAUGUCAAAGGUGACAAUGUGUUUAUAGGUCAAGACCAAGGCCUCAGCAUGGAGUAAUGAUGAAGGCCUGCGGCAGUGUGUGGUGAACACCCAGUCUGAGGACACUGAGGUGUGCACCAAAGUGAUGGAAGAGGUUUUUAAAAAUAUUUUAAUCAACCGUGUAGUAUCAAAUAUCUGUUUUUAUAAUGUCUGAAUGUGAAUAAAUACUUAUACCUAUGCUCUUUUUUGAAUUUUCAAGCACUUCUCUCUCUCUCUCAUGCACACACAACACACCAGACAAGC
Messenger RNA from Lates calcarifer (barramundi perch), 1075 nucleotides. It is a transcript of the gene bncr, whose product is annotated as bouncer. The record is from RefSeq and is a predicted model, not a curated record. The transcript is spliced from 2 exons. NCBI's taxonomy places the organism in Eukaryota, Metazoa, Chordata, Actinopteri, Centropomidae. Bases 354 to 752 code for a protein of 132 amino acids.